AUGACGACCCCAGCCGGUUUUGACCGAGACAGAGUCGGCUCGAUUGCGGCCGCUACAAUGUCUGCGGCCACAACAGGCGCACCCGCGCCAAUUUCGGAGGCCGAGAAACACGCGACUCCACCUGUGGCUUCGAAUGCUCCUGCAAAUACGGUCGCCAAGCCACGCAGCUGUGUCACAUGCCGCCAACGCAAGGUGCGCUGCGACAAGCUGUCGCCCUGCUCCAACUGUCGUCGCGCAGACAUCCCAUGUGUCUUGCCGUCGAUGGAGCGGCCGCCACGCUGGGCCCGCCGCCUGAAGCAGCAGCAGCAACGGCAACAGCAACAGCAACAGCAACAGCAGCAACUACAGUUACGGCAAACGGAGCAUGGGCACCUGCCGGUCGCAGAAUCAUCCUCGCAGAGCCCUCGUCCGAAUGCUGCAUACCUGCCGUCUACGCUCCCGACUGGAAGCCCUCUUGGCAAUCCGGACCCGGCCAACCCGGCGGAUGUCAGUGCGGUCUUGGGUCGGUUGAAACAGCUUGAGGCACUUGUGCGAGAUCUCAGCAGCUCUUCCGGCUCGCCAUCGUCACAGAUGCCCGCUCUGGGCCCCGCCCCGCCUGCAAACACCACUGCCACACCAACUGCUCCCACAACCAGUGCCACCACCGCCUCCUCUCCGCCUGCCGCCGCUUUUGGCACGGUCCCUAUCCAGGAGCGCUUCGGGCGCCUGAUCCUCGACGAAGACGCCUCCAACCGCAGGCGCUAUGUCAGCAGUGGCUUUUGGUCUCGAAUCACUGACGAACUCGACGUGCUGCGUGCCGAAACGGGCAACCUCGCCGAUGGCGAGCACGGCUACUACUCCACGGAUGACGACUCGGACGUGGAUGAGGAUGGUGCCCACGACGGCCACCAGCCUUUCAGCCCAGCCGGCGCUGCGAAUGCCAUGUAUGCCACAAUGGACACGGCAUUGCGGACGGCCGCCGACCGCGGCGCUUUUCUCUUUGGACACAACCUGCAACCGCCUCUCGGCGAUGCAUCACACUACCGGCCGCUGCCAUCGCAAAUUCCCUUCCUUUUCCAGGUCUAUAUUGUUAAUGUCAAUAUGCUUGGCCAGGUUGUGCAUGUGCCCACCAUUAACAAGAUCGUUGCAGGUCUGCUCGGUGACACCACAGCCUCCAUCGAGCAACAGUCUGGGUACCCAAAGCUCUCGCCUGCUACAGAGGCUCUGAUGUUUGCAAUCUACUACGCUGCCAUUGUGUCUAUGGAAGACGAAGAUGUCGUUAAGAAUUUCGCCAUGACGAGCAAAGAGUUGAGUCUCAAGUACCGGAUGGGUCUGGAGCUGUCGCUGGCAAAGGCCAAUUUCCUGGACAGCUUCGACUUGGAAAUUGUGCAAGCCCUGGUUAUCUUCCUGAUGUUGUGCCGCCGCUAUGAUAGCCCGCGCUUCGUCUGGAUGAUGACAGGCCUUGUCAUCCGCAUGGCAAAGGGUUUGGGUCUGCACCGUGAUGGCUGCAACUUUGGCGGGUCUCUUUCUGCUUACGAAGUUGAAAUCCGUCGGCGCGUUUGGUGGACCGUCUGUGCCAUUGACGUUCGCUCAGCCGAGGACCAGGGCACUGACUUGACCAUUUCACCAAACGACUUUGAUACGCGGCUGCCUCUAAACAUUAGCGACAACGACAUCAGUCAAGACUCUGACGUCACGGACCCCCCAGCCGUGCGCGACGAGCUGACCGACGUAACCUAUGCACUGCUGAAUUUUGAGGUGACACGCCUUGCCCAGCGCAUGAUGGCGUCUGCCGCCGCCGCAUCCAAGGAGAACGGUCCGCGGGGCGACGAGUUGCUUGAUGAGCAGAACCGCAUGCUCGACGAAGUCUACCAGAAACUGGAAUCUGUGUACCUGCGCCACUCGCCAGACACAACAAGCGUCAUCUACUGGACUAGUAUUACCAUCACCCGUCUCUUCUUGGCAAAGAUGACGCUUAUUUUGAACCUUCCGAGGCUGAUCCACGAGAGGAAGGACUCGGACGGCGCCAGCCCCAGAGAAAAUGAAGAUCUGCGUAUACGAUUGCUCUCGUCGGCCAUUGAAGUCGCCGAGUACAACGAUGCACUCAAGUCGGAGCGUGCAUGCCGUCGCUGGCGCUGGCUUUGUGAAACAUAUACACAGUGGCAUACAAUUGCCUAUUUACUAAUAGAAACAGGGCGCCGGCCAUGGGACCCUGCCGUCGAGCGUGCCUGGGUGGCUCUGCAUGGGCCCCACCUGAUUCCAGCCCCCCCAUCUUCUGCUUUAAAGCAGCAACAGCAACAGCAACAGCAACAACUACACCAGCUAGCGGAACCUCAAGGACCAGCCCGGCCUGUUGAUUCCCGUGCCGCAAGUAUUGGGGCUGCUAGUUCUGGGGGUGCUAGCACUACCAACUCGAAUAAAAGUAGCAAAAGCAACAAGAGCAACACCAGCACGGACAGCAGUACACAAUUUUUUUGGUUGCCCUUGCGGCGGCUAUUGGCUCGUGCUCGCCGUCAUCGUGCGUCGGAACUUACGCGACUACGUGCCGACACUCGAGCAGCACGGUCGUUGGAGAUUGCCUAUGACAUCGCCGUCGCUGAUGGUCGCAGCCGGCCACUUUCCAACCCAGGUGCCGUGGAUGCCUUUCGAGUCCGUUGGCGGCGCCUCGUCGGGCUAGAGGGCGGGGCCGAUGCUUCUCAAGCAUUGUCCACUUCCAAAUCGCCCGCUGCGGCUGCGGGCACUGAUAUAACAUCCAGCAACACUUUAAACACACCCGAUUUUCAGAGUGGCGUGCCCUCGUCAGGUCAUGUCUCGAGUGAAUCGUCUAUAAGAGGUCUGCGCAACUUUGGAGACCUAUCCGAGGCCGAGUACGCGAGCGUCAGCUUCCCGGCCCCCAAUAGUGUGGACGCAUUCAUACUAAACACCGCUGGUCAGACGCCUCAGCAGCAACAGCAGCACUAUCCACGAGAACAGUUUGCUGCUCCCGUUGGGAAUAAACAGGAUCUUGGCAGCUCCGGCCCGCUUUGGAACAACUUCGAUCCCUGGCAGAUCUGGGGUACCACAGAAUCAACCGGCAAUUCUAUUGCGCAGGACAGUACCGCUUCAAGCAACUUUGUUAAGAAAACACCCCUGAUGUUUGACGAUGACCUUGAGAUCGACGUGGACGUUGAGCCAAACAUUGACUGGGAUCACUGGUUUUCAGCGUCAAAGGGCUUUUGA
This is a messenger RNA of Sporothrix schenckii 1099-18, 3198 nucleotides long. RefSeq lists its product as uncharacterized. The transcript is spliced from 2 exons. Gene Ontology annotation, biological process: regulation of DNA-templated transcription; DNA-templated transcription. Bases 1 to 3198 code for a protein of 1065 amino acids. Gene Ontology annotation, molecular function: DNA-binding transcription factor activity, RNA polymerase II-specific; DNA binding; zinc ion binding. NCBI's taxonomy places the organism in Eukaryota, Fungi, Ascomycota, Sordariomycetes, Ophiostomatales, Ophiostomataceae. The record is from RefSeq and is a predicted model, not a curated record.